AACGAUUGUGUCACAGCGACAUGGUAAUAUGGUAUGGGACCCGGACAUCGAACGUUUCGCACCGGCACGAAUUCGUUGGCUGUGGCCUACGAGAUUUCCAGUGUUUUGUUAAUGGCGUUCGGCAACAACAAUAAUAAUAACGUUUGUGAUCUGUAUAGAUAUACUAUUGUGGCUCUUUAAUCCUUAUAAUAUAGGCAGCUUAUACUGAGUUAUACAUGUUAUGUGUACCGUAAUCAUCUCGUCGUAGUCUGUUGGAAACUUGGAAGUUUGACGAUAAAUACGAAAUCAUAAAAACUUGUAAGUAGUAACCACACGGUAUUUGCCGUGAAAGCAUCGAAACACUUCGCUAUCACAGACCCGAAGAACAUCGCUGCGAGUCGUUCGUUGGUGGUAAAAGUUUUCAUUGAAACCACGAUAGAUCCAGUCGAAUUUCCAUCUCGUCAAGUCCGAAGUAUUAUGGCCAUUCAUUGUUGAUUGAUACAUUCGUGUGUUACCAAGUUAGCAAAGAAUCGACACAAUCAUCAGCAGGUAUUGCGUUUGACCGAUGAGUCCGUCGGUGUCACCGUCGGACGGAUUGAAAGAAAAUAGAAUAUAGAUGGUUUACGACGCUUAGGUGAGGGAACGGCGAGUAACAUUCAAAUUUCUACAUUGAUACCUACAUCUUCUUCAAAUUAUAAGAUGUGUUCGAAUAAAACUGCACCUAGAAUCAUGGUAUUCAGACCAACAUGGAAAGAAUUUCAAAAUUUUAGUAGCUAUAUUGAGCUGAUGGAAUCACAAGGUGCUCAUAAGGCUGGCGUGGCAAAAGUUAUCCCACCACCUGAGUGGAUACCUAGAAAAAGAAGUUAUUAUGAAGAUGAUAUUAUGAAUUUGAAAAUUCCAGCUCCAAUAUGUCAAGUUGUACAAGGUAAACAAGGUCUUUAUCAACAACUUAAUAUACAAAAGAAACCUAUGACAGUAGGAGAUUACAAGUUAAUAGCUGAAUCUGAUGAGUAUAAGACACCUAACCAUUUUGAUUAUGGGGACCUUGAAAGAAAAUAUUGGAAAAAUAUAAUUUACAAGUCCCCAAUGUAUGGUGCAGAUGUAUCAGGAUCUAUUACAGAUAAAGAUGUUAAUGUUUGGAAUAUUAACAAACUGGGCACAAUACUGGAUUAUGUAAAUGAAGAUUAUGGUAUCAGCAUUGAAGGUGUUAAUACAGCUUAUCUGUAUUUCGGUAUGUGGAAAACCUCUUUUGCAUGGCAUACUGAAGACAUGGAUUUGUACAGUAUAAAUUAUAUACAUGAAGGAUAUCCGAAGACAUGGUAUGCAAUACCUCCAGAACAUGGUCGCCGCCUAGAAAGAUUGGCUAAUGGUUUUUUUUCCAACGAUGCUACAACAUGUUCUGCUUUUCUUAGACAUAAAAUGACUGUUAUAUCUCCCCAUAUGUUGAAACAAUAUUCUAUACCAUUUAAUAAAAUAACACAAGAACGAGGUGAGUUUAUGAUAACUUUCCCUUUUGGGUAUCAUGCUGGCUUUAACCAUGGCUUUAAUAUGGCUGAAUCCACAAACUUUGCAUCACCACGUUGGGUGGAGUACGGGAAAAGAGCUUCACAGUGCCAUUGCCGUCAAGAUUCAGUGAAGAUCAGUAUGGACACAUUUGUUAAACGUAUACAACCUGAAAAGUAUGAAUUGUGGCUACAAGGAAAUGAUAUUGGCACUCAUCCAGAAGAUCCUUCUCGUACUUUAGCAGCACCCUUGCCUAGUAAAUGUGACAUAUUAUGUAACAAGAACAAUACAGGUAUUCCAAAACUUUAUAUUGAAGCUGGUAGAAAACGUCAUCCUGUAACACAUAAAUUUUCAGAUUCUGAAUUGUCUAAUGAUACAACAAAUGACAAUAAAUGUAUAGAUGUAUCUUCAUCAACAAGUGUACAAGAGUUAGAUGAAAAGGAAUAUGAAGAUGAACAACUCAAUGAUGAACAGAGAGAAGUAAUGGAAGAUAUAUGGCUAAAAGCUGAUGAAAUGGAUGUCACUGAAGUAUCAUAUAACAAUGGAAGAUCUAGGCUUUUGAAUAAAAAUCAGUCAAUCUUGGAAGAUAUAGAAUUUACAAGUGAUAGUGAUUAUUGUGAUAGUUCAGAAAAAAAAUGUGCCAAGAAAAGAAAGUCUAAAAAACGAGAAACAAAAAAGAAUUCAAAAUCUAAGAAAAAGAAAAUAUCUAAAUCAACUGAGAAAAAAAAUGUUCCUCUUGAUCAAACUAUUGACCCAACGAGUUCAACAACCAUUAGCCUUAAAGAGAGUGAUAAUAGUAUUAAAAAAGUAAUAACUAUAUCACCUAUAAAAUCUGAAAGUCUCAAUUCUUCGAAUAUUAAUAAAAUUACAGAAGAGUCUCGAGUGAAUAAAUAUCUCAAUAAGAGUAUUAAUAAUUCAACAGUUUUUAACAAUACCUCAAACAAUGAUCGUUUAUUAUCUAAAAAAUGUGUCAGUGUUAAUAAUAACGCACAUUCUAAAGUAGUUAUAAUAAAACCAUUACCACCAAAUAACUUGGAAAAGCCCCAUAAUUCAUCUCUUACUAGUUUAAAUACCCAGGUUAAUACAAAAUAUCCACCUAAUUAUAUGUCAAAAGUAUUUCUGACUCCAACUCUAAAAAUAGUAGAUAUAAAAUCUACACAGAAUUUUCCAACUCUUGAACCUAUACAAAUUAAGGAUGCAGAAGAUUAUGUAAUUGAUGGUAUACCAAAUAAUAUAUGUGAUAUGAUUAACAAUUGUUGCUCAUUUGAGAUUGAGCGACUGUAUAAUGUAUUUAGAAGUAUGGAUGAUCCUUAUUGUUCAUUGUGUAUGAUGUUUAAUCGCCGCCAUAAGUUAACUUUCAACUUGGAUUGGCAAACCACAGCAACUAAUUUCAUGCAUCCAAAGUUACCCGACUUGCAGAAACCUAGCAAUGCUUUAUUUAAACAUGCACUUUCUGGCGGUGACAAAGGUCUUAAGGCAGAUCUCAUAAGAUGUGAAAAAUGUUAUUUGACAGUUCAUAAAGUGUGUUAUGGCAUUAAUGUAGACACAAGUAUACAUUGGUUGUGUGAUCGAUGCAUGAAAAAUAAGAUGCUUGCUACUUGUGUAUACUGUCCAUUAAAAGGCGGGGCGCUAAAAGAAUUUAAAUUCAAUGCAUGGGCACAUGCUGAAUGUCAUCUACUUGUGCAUGGCAGUAGUCCAUUGACUAGCAAUACUUUUUCAACAGACUUUUCAACUAACCAAAAGUGUGUAAUAUGCAAUUUAACUUGUGGUAGUUGUUUUCGUUGCUCUGAAGGCAAUUGCAAUGCUUGGUUUCAUAUUUCUUGUGGAAUAUUUGCUGGAUUUGAUUAUCAAAUUGACCGAAAAAACAAGCAUAUUUUAAUCCAUUGCAUAAGUCAUUGUCAUGUUCCAGAUAAACAACCGGUAGUUCACUUAAACCAAAAAGUAUGGGCCAGGCACUCUAAACAUAGAAGGAUCACUGAAUGUCAAAUUGUAAAAAUUGGUAAAGCUCCUACAUGCAUUAUAAAAUUCAAUGAUGAUACAAUAUCGGACGUUUUUUCAUUAAAUGAAAUUAAGAAUUAUGGAGUAGAAGAUCCUCCAGCCAUUAACACAGAAAUACAGUUAGAAUCUGGUGAUAAAGGUUUAUUCUUGGGGAUAUAUUACAGGACCGUAUAUACAGUUUUAUAUAAUGAUGGCACAACUGAUUUUAUACACCCUGAGGAUAUAUACAGUGAAGAUGAGCAGGGUAUGGGCCGUUUAAAUCUGCAAGGCAAGCGUGGGUUAAAAAAAUAUCUAAAAGAAAAAAAAUUAACAUGGUUACAGAAAUUUAAUAAUUUAUCCAGCAUUUUAGAAGUUGUAAGCAAUUUAUAGUUAAAAUUACUGAAAUUAACAUUUGCAUUAAUUUUCUGGUUUUGUUCAAUAUAUUUUAUUUUAUUUUUAAAUUAUAUUAUGAUAGUGAUGUUCCUGCAGUUUUUUUCGUCCCGUUAAUUGUAUUUAUUUUAUAUUAAUUUUAAAUUACAACAUUUGUAUUAUUAAUACUGUUUUCAAAAUGUAUUUUUUCAUCAAUUUUAGAGUUUUAAGAAAAAUCAAUAGUUUAAUUUGACCAUUAUUUAUGUACAGUAUUGUAAUUAUUUUAUCAAAGUUUGUGUUCUAGUUGCUUUAUUUUAAAAUAAUUACUUUUAAUUGUCUAUGUGUUAUGUUGCACAAUAAUGUUUCUUUACAUUUUAAGGUAAAACAAUUUAUUUUUGUUUGAUAAUAUAAUGAGUUUCCAUGUGAUCUCACUAUCCCAGGUGGUAUAUUAUAUGUUUAAAAUUUGUUAGCUAUAUUAACAUAUUUAUAUUAACCAAUACUUUAAUUUUAUUCGACAACUACACUCGACUUUAGCGAUGGCUGAAAAGUCAAUAUCAUUACUAAUUAUUCUAUUCGUAGAUAUAAGAUAAAGUUAUAUAUUUUUAUUUGUAAAUUUGUUUUACUUAACUUUUACAAUACUAAUAAGUACCUACUUGUGUAGUUGUGUUUGUCUCAUGUAUUAUAAACUUUUUUUUUGUGUUCAAUUAUUGUAAAAUAAUAUAAAAAAAAUGCUUUUAUUAAAAAUAAAGGGAAAAAACACUUUCUUUUUA
Molecule: messenger RNA, 4598 nt
Organism: Metopolophium dirhodum (rose-grain aphid)
Lineage: Eukaryota; Metazoa; Arthropoda; Insecta; Hemiptera; Aphididae
Product: lysine-specific demethylase 4A-like
Biological process (GO): chromatin remodeling
Cellular component (GO): nucleus
Molecular function (GO): histone H3K36 demethylase activity; histone H3K9 demethylase activity
Source: RefSeq, a predicted model, not a curated record